AGCUUGUUAUCAUUCGUGAUCAGUUCGCUUUCAAGAUAACCAACAAUGAAAGUAAUUACACUGUUCCUAGUAAUCCUAGCCAUUUUCCAUGCAUUGGCAAUGCAAAGUGAAGGUAGUCCCGGGUUUUUCUUGAAAAUAACCAAAAACAUCCCUCGGCUAGGACGGAGUGCACCAUCAUCAAGCUUGGAAAAAUACAUCUUGAAAGCUGCGAAGAACAUUCCCAGGAUAGGGCGUCGCGAUUACUACGUUGAUCCAAAUCUGUCCGAAGACACGACUAAAUCGUGGUACGACCAAAUAAUGAUGCCAUCAAAGAAAAUGUCCGAUAAUUUCAACGUGAAUCACUUAAAUAACUACCAUUUGAUUCAACCAUUAGACGCAAACACAAUUUACGAUGUCCUGACCAGGGAUAUGCUGAACAGUCAUCGUUUUCGAUUUGUUUCUUGGAAGGAUUUUGAUCGUGCUUUAGAACAAGAUGACGAACUCUAUGAUAAAUUGCUGUCAAUCGGUAAAGAAGCAAAUUUAAACAUACCGGGUGAUUCAAAGCAAUUUGUAUCGUUAUAUGGUGAUGUAUCUAAUAACGAUUUGCUUUACUAUAGGGCUGAUCGAGAUCUAAAUGCCCAAGACGAAAACGGACAAAAGGAAAUGUGAACAUUACUGAACUAUUUAUAGUUUAUCUUUCAAAUUAUUUUAUCUUCAUCUAAUUUUUAAUAAACUAAUUGCAGAA
Hermetia illucens (black soldier fly) is the source of this 724-nucleotide messenger RNA. RefSeq lists its product as uncharacterized. The coding region runs from base 46 to 648 and encodes 200 amino acids. Lineage: Eukaryota; Metazoa; Arthropoda; Insecta; Diptera; Stratiomyidae. The transcript is spliced from 2 exons. The record is from RefSeq and is a predicted model, not a curated record.